AUGGCCCUGCGGCACGGCCUGGCUGCCCUCCCUCUGCCCUGCAGCCAGGGGCCAUCUCAGCAGCCCGGCGCCGGCUGCACGCCCAGCCCCGGGACACGGCUGCUGUCAGCCCCCUCCAUGCUCACGCCGGCCUCGCACAGGGGCGACAGCAAACGCUCUGCCUCCGGCUCUGCUGCCGGCUCUCGCCGCCGGCGGCAGCCGCGGUGCCUGCCGGGAGUCGUAGUCCCAGCGUGCCCCGCGCGGAGCCCGCGCCGCCGCCCCGCUCGCGCUGCUGGGGUCUCUCAGCGCGGGGGCGGCGCCGUCGGCUGCUCCCGGGGGUCCCGGCGGAGGCGGCUCCGGCCGUGUGGGGCGAGGAGGAGGCGGCCGAGCUCCCCACGGCUGAGCGCCGGGCGGCGAGCGAGCGCAGGAUGGGGGGCGCGUGGCCGGCGCACACGGGAAGGUGACAAAAGGAGUUGUGUUGGUGAUUUGUUGGGGGCCCUGUGGGCAGUGGUGGAAGCGGCCAGCGCCGGCGCCUCGGUUCUCUGCCUGUGUGAGAAGGGAGAUGCCAAGGUCACGGAAGAGACAGGCAAGAUGUCCAAGAAGGAAAAAGAAAUUAAAACAGGCUUCACUCCUCUGCUGUGUCUGCCUUUUCCUCACUGCCCUCUUUUCCACCUGGUUCUGUGUUCUUCCAUCCCCUCUCCAGGGCCAGUGGGCACCAGCGUGCUCAUCGGGAUACCUCUGUCAAUUCGGUUUCUUCACGGGUGCCGCUGGGACGAGGGGCAGAAGGUGCUCAAGGGAGUCGAUGCUGUGCCUGUGUGGGUGGGAGAGGGAGGGGCUGCAGAGUUGAGGCUGGUGAAUGGCGGCAGCCGCUGCGCUGGGAGAGUGGAGGUGGAACACGAGGGACAGUGGGGAACUGUCUGUAGUGUCAACUGGGACUUGAAAGAUGCUGCAGUGGUUUGCAAGCAGCUGGGAUGGUUCAGGCUGGUGAACGGCAGCACGGCGUGCGAGGGGAGGGUGGAGCUGCACGUGCAGGGGACCUGGGGCAGCCUCUGUGCCUCCCGCUGGCACCUCUCUGACGCCCACGUCCUCUGUGGCCGCCUGGGCUGUGGCUUUGCCGUGUCCCUUCCCAGAGGAGGGAGUUUUGGGAGAGGAACGGGCCCCGUCUGGAGAGACUCGUUCCACUGCAGUGGGACUGAAUCCCACCUGGGACAGUGCCCAGUGACCGUGCUGGGGGCCUCCCCGUGCUCCCAUGAGGAUGCUGCUGCUGUCGUCUGCUCAGGCCCCGCUGGCUCCGGGUCCCUGUGGCUGGUGGGGGGAGGGAGCCGUUGCGCCGGGCAAGUGGAGAUCUUCCAGCGCGGGACGUGGGGCAGAGUCCUGUCUGAGCAGUGGGACGUGGCGGAGGCCCGUGUGGCGUGUCGGCAGCUGCGGUGCGGAGAGGCAGAGACAGCCUACAACCCGCCCAAGGCCGAGCGAGGGCCGGGCCCCGUGGGGCUGCGAGGGGGUGGGUGGGCAGCCGGCCCCCGCCGCCAUCUGGGCUCCGUCCCCGCCGCAGGGAGCCGGCGCGUGCGGCUGGCGAACGGGCCCGGGCGCUGCGCCGGGAGAGUGGAGAUCUACUCCCAGGGCAGCUGGGGCAGCGUCUGCGACGACAGCUGGGACCUGCCCGAUGCCGCCGUCGUGUGCCGGCAGCUGGGCUGCGGAGGGGCCGUGCGGGCGCCGGGCUCUGCCGCCUUUGGGGAGGGCUCCGGGCACAUCUGGCUGGACGGCGUCAACUGCUCCGGGGCCGAAGCCGCUCUCUGGGACUGCCUGGCCGGGCCCUGGGGGCGGCACGACUGCGGGCACAAAGAGGACGCCGGAGCCGUCUGCUCGGAGUUCACGGCCCUGAGGCUGGAGAACAGCGACGGCUGCUCCGGCCGCCUGCAGGUUUUCUACAACGGGACGUGGGGCAGCGUUUGCUCCAACUCCAUGACCCCCAAAACGGUGUCACUGGCGUGCGAGGAGCUGGGCUGUGGGAAGGAAGGGACCCUGGAGAUACAUGGCCACGGGGCAGUGUCUGGCCCCGCCUGGCUGGACCGUGUGGAGUGUGAGGAGAGACACGGCUCCUUCUGGCUGUGUCCCUCCGAUCCCUGGAACCCGCGGUCGUGCGACGAGCUGCGAGAUGUGACCCACAUCACCUGCCGUGGGGCUGCAGAGUUGAGGCUGGUGGAUGGCGGCAGCCGCUGCGCUGGGAGAGUGGAGGUGGAACACAAGGGACAGUGGGGAACUGUCUGUAGUGUCAACUGGGACUUGAAAGAUGCUGCAGUGGUUUGCAAGCAGCUGGGAUGUGGGUCUGCUGUUCGAGCUUUUGGGAAUGCACAUUUUGGGCCAGGAUCUGGCCCCAUUUGGUUGGAUUAUGUUUUGUGUCGUGGCUCCGAGUCUGCCCUAUUAAACUGUACACACAGCGGAUGGGGUGAGAACAACUGUGGUCACAGCUGGGAUGCUGGAGUGAGCUGUUCAGGGUUUGUCCGGCUGGUCGGAGGGGACAACGACUGCUCAGGACACGUGGAGAUCCAUGAUGGGGAGAAGUGGAAAAGUGUCUGUGCCUCAGCCUUUGGUGCCAGAGCUGCUGCUGUGGUCUGCAGGGAGCUGCAGUGUGGGGCAGCCCUGAACAUCCAAGGGGCAGCUCGUGACGGAGCCAGCACCGGGUUCAGGCUGGUGAACGGCAGCACGGCGUGCGAGGGGAGGGUGGAGCUGCACGUGCAGGGGACCUGGGGCAGCCUCUGUGCCUCCCGCUGGCACCUCUCCGACACCCACGUCCUCUGUGGCCGCCUGGGCUGUGGCUUUGCCGUGUCCCUUCCCAGAGGAGGGAGUUUUGGGAGAGGAACGGGCCCCGUCUGGAGAGACUCGUCCCGCUGCAGUGGGACUGAAGCCCACCUGGGACAGUGCCCAGUGACCAUGCUGGGGGCCUCCCCGUGCUCCCAUGAGGAUGCUGCUGCUGUCGUCUGCUCAGGCCCCGCUGGCUCCGGGUCCCUGCGGCUGGUGGGGGGAGGGAGCCGGUGCGCCGGGCGAGUGGAGAUCUUCCAGCACGGGACGUGGGGCAGAGUCCUGUCUGAGCAGUGGGACGUGGCAGAGGCCCAUGUGGCGUGUCGGCAGCUGCGGUGCGGAGAGGCAGAGACGGCCUACAACCCGCCCAAGGCCGAGCGAGGGACGGGCCCCGUGGGGCUGCGAGGGGGUGGGUGGGCAGUCGGCCCCCGCCGCCAUCUGUGCUCCGUCCCCGCCGCAGGGAGCCGGCGCGUGCGGCUGACGAACGGGCCCGGGCGCUGCGCCGGGAGAGUGGAGAUCUACUCCCAGGGCAGCUGGGGCAGCGUCUGCGACGACGGCUGGGACCUGCCCGAUGCCGCCGUCGUGUGCCGGCAGCUGGGCUGCGGAGGGGCCGUGCGGGCGCCGGGCUCUGCCGCCUUUGGGGAGGGCUCCGGGCACAUCUGGCUGGACGGCGUCAACUGCUCCGGGGCCGAAGCCGCUCUCUGGGACUGCCCGGCCGGGCCCUGGGGGCGGCACGACUGCGGGCACAAAGAGGACGCCGGAGCCGUCUGCUCAGAGUUCACGGCUCUGAGGCUGGAGAACAGCGACGGCUGCUCCGGCCGCCUGCAGGUUUUCUACAACGGGACUUGGGGCAGCGUUUGCUCCAACUCCAUGACCCCCAAAACGGUGUCACUGGCGUGCGAGGAGCUGGGCUGCGGGAAGGAAGGGACUCUGGAUACACAAGGGCCACGGGGCAGACUGUCUGGCCCCGCCUGGCUGGACCGUGUGGAGUGUGAGGAGAGACACGGCUCCUUCUGGCUGUGUCCCUCCGAUCCCUGGAACCCGCGGUCGUGCGACGAGCUGCGAGAUGUGACCCACAUCACCUGCCGUGGUAAUUCUGAGCUGCACGGGCACCAGGAUCCACCCAGCAAUUCCUCCCUGCUGGCUGGGAUCAGCACUGGGAGGAUCCGCGCCGUGGGAGGAGAGGACGGCUGCUCGGGCCGGGUGGAGCUGUGGCACCGCGGCUCCUGGGGGACGGUGUGCAACGACGCGUGGGACGUGCAGGAUGCCGAGGUGGCCUGCAGGCAGCUGGGCUGUGGGCCCGCCAUGGCCGCCCUGCCUGAGGCUGCCUUUGGGGAGGGCACGGGCCCCAUCUGGCUGGAGCAGGUGGAGUGUCAGGGCACAGAGGCGGCUCUGCAGCACUGCUGGGCCUGGCCCGGGGACCGCGGGCUCUGCCGGCACAAGGAGGACGCGGCUGUGCGCUGCGCGGAUCCCACUCGGGGCCGCCCGACCAGCAGCAGAAGCGUCUCGUUGCCCGUCAUCAUGUGCAUGAUCCUGGGAGCCCUUGUCUCCCUGCUGCUGGCCCUCCUGGCCUGGAGAGUGCUCAGCGCCAGGGCUGAGCGCAGAGGCUCCCAGACAGCCCUGGAGCCCUUCCCUGAGGCCGUGUACCAGGAGAUCGGUUAUAGCCCUGUGUGGGAGGAGCAGGCGAGAUUCAGCCCAUCAGGCUCCUAUUUGGAGGGGUCCCUGACCAAACUGCAGCUCCAUCACAUGGACAGCGAGGAGGAAGAUGGUCUGGGGUCAGCACGAGACUCGGGAUGGACAGUGGUGCCCCUGAGUGCCACCAUCAGAGUUGGGGAGCAGAUGGGGAUCUCCUGUGCCGCUGUAGCCACCAGUGUCUGA
Molecule: messenger RNA, 4656 nt
Organism: Colius striatus (speckled mousebird)
Lineage: Eukaryota; Metazoa; Chordata; Aves; Coliiformes; Coliidae
Product: scavenger receptor cysteine-rich type 1 protein M130-like
Cellular component (GO): membrane
Source: RefSeq, a predicted model, not a curated record